Messenger RNA from Aphanomyces invadans, 1362 nucleotides. RefSeq lists its product as hypothetical. Bases 644 to 1111 code for a protein of 155 amino acids. The transcript has a single exon. The record is from RefSeq and is a predicted model, not a curated record. NCBI's taxonomy places the organism in Eukaryota, Oomycota, Saprolegniomycetes, Saprolegniales, Verrucalvaceae.
CUCCAACGGUAACCUGACACGUGGCAGCACUGCAGACGUUCGUUAGUCGAUCGACAUGGCUGUGGACGUCGUGAGCCCAACGAGGUCCGAGUACAUCUGCUUGGUGAUGCCCAACGCCUCGAUGAUCUGCUCUAAGCGCACGCCAACGGAAGGAACGUCGUCGCGAUCUUGUCUUUGGCAUAACGCCACCAUUCCUUCCUCGUACCGCUUGACCAGACACAGAAGAUGCAAGAGCGCAUGUGGCAUCAGCUCGUGACAACCGCCACUCAGACAAGUCAUUUGUGGAGUGUAGCUCGCUUUCAAGCCUUGUUGAAGCACGAUUUGCGCCAACGGUAGCAUCCACGUUGCGUUGUCGACGUGGCUUGCAACAACUGCUUGCACGGUCUUCGUCAGGUGUGGAAUUGCCGCUUGGAGACUCGGACGUAAGAAGUGGUCCACGAAGCCAAACGGCGGGGCUAAACCAACGGUUGAAAGGAGUGCGAUUUCCAAAGGCACGAGAGCAAGAUUCGCCUUCAGCGUCUCCACCACCACAGACCACGCAUGUUCUUCCGUGGUCUGUCCAGAGGAAUGCACGGCAUUCACCGCGGCUUCCAAUACCUCAUUGAUCCAACCACGGCCGACGAGGCGACAAUACCAUCGCAGCAUGCGAUCCAGUUUGUCAGGGUCAAUAUCGUCGCGAGGUUGGGACAAUAGCACGCUCCAAAACUGCGGCAUCGUCUGCACUUCUGUCAAGACCAACGUCACGCCCGCAAGCGCGAUCAGCGUUUCAUGGCGAGUUUUACACAGCGUGAGUAGUGCAACGACGGCAUGCAUGUUCGGCUCUUGCAGCACGCCUUUGAACUGCCGUACGAUUGCGUUGUACUCGGAUGAGGUUUGGACAGUUCGCUGGGCCAAGAGUGCGGCGCGUCCUGCAGCAGUCCGAUUCUGCCACUUGCCCACGACUAAUGCGACGACAAAUGCGGAGAAGAGGCUGCCCCAAAUACCAGACCGGCCGCCAAACGACUCUUCGCACACACAAGGCAGCACGAAAAAGAGCGGGGUGCAGUCGGCUUCGUCUGGACUUUCGACUGCCAAGAGUGAGAUUGACGACGUCGCCACAGGUCUAAACUGAACCAAUAUAGUCCGCUUCACGACAGGAAACGUCAGCAGGUGCGGCGUCAACGACUCGAUCUUGACUUUGAGUUUGGUCACGUGAGCAUAUCGCACGACAUCGGUGACCACAAUGUCUUGUAGAGCAGCCUGGAUUUGGCCCCAGUUUCCUCGAAAAGUCAUGUGGGUAGAACUGAGCCACAUUCCCGUGAUCUCGUAUUCGACUCCCGUACUGUUGGCAUCACGGGCCAAGCACACGUCGCCAAAUCUUUG